AUGAAAGACAACGACUGCGAGAUAGUUGACUCCAUUGCGCCUGAUGAUCGCGCUUGGCUUGAGUGGAAGAAUCUGGUCGAAGAUGAAGGAUGGACUUCAGAUGAUCUCAGCGUAUUGACUCUUACGCCCAGACUUUCCUCAACACGAAUUGUUCUAGCACGGAAAAGAAGUGAUGGCAGCUUCAUUGGCACCGUUAUUUGGAACGAAUAUGAUGAAAUCGCUUUUAUCGGAUUCUAUCUCCUGAAGCCUGAAUACCGAGGAAAAGGCAUCGGCUCAGUCAUCUGGAAACGUGCAAUUGAAAGAAUGCCGAAGAAUUAUACAAUUGCGCUCAGAGCA
This is a messenger RNA of Ostertagia ostertagi, 336 nucleotides long. Lineage: Eukaryota; Metazoa; Nematoda; Chromadorea; Rhabditida; Trichostrongylidae. The record is from the annotation of a GenBank genome assembly.